Messenger RNA from Wasmannia auropunctata (little fire ant), 3621 nucleotides. RefSeq lists its product as uncharacterized. The coding region runs from base 460 to 2676 and encodes 738 amino acids. Lineage: Eukaryota; Metazoa; Arthropoda; Insecta; Hymenoptera; Formicidae. Gene Ontology annotation, molecular function: DNA binding. The record is from RefSeq and is a predicted model, not a curated record. The transcript is spliced from 6 exons.
UGGAGGUUAGGGUGGCCAUCUUUCUCGCGCGCACAUCCCGGACGGAUCGUUCCUUCCGCGCCGCGCAAUCUUCCUCCUCGACGCGAUUACGUGUCCGUCGACCUAAUCGCACGGAUCGCGUAAAAUCUCGUCGUCGCGUCACGUGGCGCGGGUUACACACGCCCCGCGCGCGUAACGCUCCGGAGGUGUUGCGGACACCGUGGAGCACGGUGGUGUGCGCACUUAUUACGCGCUUUUCGGCACGCAGGUUACUCCGGCGUUUCCCCGGUGCAGCGAUUGUUAGUCGUCGGACCGACGGUGGUGAUUGUGUGACCAACGUGUUUUCGUCGCGGCGCAUCCCUGGCUACGCGCGGCGGUAUUGUUGAGGAGCGAUUAGCGGCGGCCGGCCGAAUCGCGGGGGAGAGACGGAGAGGGAGAGGUGGUGUGAGACGCAGAGUCGCGCCCCGUAUAUCGAUACGAAUGAUGACGAAGAUGCAGCCCCGGAUACAGCAACACCACCCGGUGCAGGCGGCGCAGCGGAUCACGCACGAGGACCACAUACUGGAGGCGAUCGAUCAGCUCCGCCGGCGUAAAGCGCGCCCCGAUGCCGAUCGCAUCUGCAACUAUCUGCUCCGCAAUUACGCGGUGGACGCGCGCGACACGAUCGCCGAUCUACAUCGGCUGAUCGAGGUCGAGAAGGUGAUUCAGGUCGACUACAAGGGUAACACGAGUUACCGCAACGCGAAGAAAUGGACGCGUUUGCAGCUCUUCAAGAAUCGACCGGAGGGCUUCCUCAAGGAGAAACUCAACUCGGGCAUGGUGUCGAGCGCGGUCGCCGAGCUCGUGGUCGAGGAGCCGGAUUAUCUUGACCAGGGCGUACCGGCCUGCCGUCUGAUCGAGCAGCUCCUCGACGGCGUCUCGAGCCCGACGUCCCGUCGCGUGGUCGAGGAAUUCCUCGGCCGGGAGGUCGCGAGCGGCAAUCUCGCGCGCCUGUCCAACGGCAAUUACUCGCUGGUGGCGACGUCCGACAUGACGACGGACGCGACACCGUCGCGGCGCGGCGGCGACUCACAGCCGUCCUCCUCCGCGGCGGCCGCCUGCGCCCUGGAGAACGGCAACGCGACGCAACGGCGUGUCGGUAAGGAGGCUGCUAGCAAUGGCAACGUUAGCAAUGGCACCAACGGCUUAACGACCAAGGCAACCAAGACAGCAGCAGCAGCUGCGGCGGCGGCGGCGGCAACGUCCACGGCGGCGGAACUCUACGAGUUCAACGAGACGGAUAACCUCACCGACACUACGUCCAACACGUCGCGAUCAUCCUCGCGGCAGGCCAACGAUAGUCCGAAGCUGGAUCAGCAACUUCGACAACAUCAGGAUUCUGUCAAAAAAGAGGAAUGCUGCGAGGUCAACGCCGACAAGAAAAACUCCGAGCGCGGCGGCAGCACGUCGCCGUCAAACGUCGGGGUGGCAUGCAACGGCGGCGGCGUCGACGGUAGCCAACGUGAACACGGCGAUUCCCUGGAGGUAGCCGUCCCGACGUCGACGUCCGCGGAGAACGACAUCGUCAAGGAGGAGCCAAAGAGCAACGAUGCCCAGAAGACUUCGUCUAACCUUAAAAGGUCCGCCAAGGCCGAGCGCAAGCAACGUCUGUUCGCGAGGACGGACGAUCGUAUGGAUAUCGAGAUUAAGUUCGAGGACUAUCAGCACAGCGGCAAGGACGAGCGGGAGAAGCGCGAGGAAACCGGUCAACGGUCCAGCGAGGAUCGCGAGGACGAGGAUGCCGGCAGGAGCUCGUCGACGAACACGUCCCCCACUCCGUCCAACGUAAACACUGGCGGCUUCCGUAGCGCCAGGAGGAAGAGAGCCAGAAAGGUAUUUGAUCCUUCAGAUAAUAAUUUGGUGAAGCGCAAGCGAGGCAGGCCGGGUAACCCUAAAAACGUGAUGCAAGAUUCUCAGGAUUGUAAGCCAAUGGUCAAGGAUGGACCGUCCAGGCAGUGUAGCCUCUGUGCCAAGGAAAAGCAAGAGGCUCUCGUGGCUUGUAGGGACUGCACAGUGCGAGCACAUCCGAGUUGCAUUUACAGUCCGGAGGAAUUGGUACAAAAAGCCAAUAGCAAUUGGCAAUGCGAACGCUGUAAAACCUGUACAGUAUGCUGCGAGACUUCCGAUGCUGGUCCGCUAGUGACUUGUUACGGCUGCGACGAUGCCUAUCACUAUUUCUGUCACACUUCCCGCGUCGCGAUAAAGUCGAACUCGAAGUGGUACUGCAACGAGUGCACGCAGAAGCAGCAGUGCAAGACGAGCGACGGACAGAACGCUCAUUCGGUCAAUGGAACAAGCAGGCCGGACAGCCCGUCGAGCACGACUAUCUUACCGCCGGUUCUGAGCCCACAGGUCUCUCCUACGAGGGGCUCUUCCGAUUUAGUGGAAGACGACGGUCCCAAGGGGCCCAUCGACAUGAAUAUUCCUGACGCGAGGAAUUGGACUUCCGAUCAAGUGUACCAGUACUUUGCUAGACUGUUUCCAAAAGAUGCCGAAGUCUUCCGCCAGCAGGAAAUAGACGGCCACGCGCUGCUAAUGAUGAGCCGAAAGGAUGUUCUGUGCGGGCUUAAUUUGCUGUUGGGCCCUGCCUUAAAGAUAUACCGACACGUUUUGAAGCUUCAAUUUCGUAGGGAUGAUCCUGAGUUGUAUUGGCAAUAAUAUACAUACGAGUUUUGCGUGAAAUUGAUCUCAAUUGUGUCAUUUUGACCUGAAAGAUUUAAUUUAUACUAGGUAUAUACACAAAUUGAAUCUUUCACGAUUGGGACACCGUUUUGUAGUUUUGUGAACGGUCUCCACGUUGUACAUACGAAGUAUCGCUGAAAAUCUUUUAUGAACAAUGAAGAUAUAUAUAGAUAUCGUACAGAUAUGUGCUCCUUAAAUAAUGAGACUAUUGAAUGUUCGAAGCGGAUCUGAUCUACCGUUAAAUCCCGCGUUGCGGCGGGAUAUGUCGAAACAUUGUCUGAAAAAAAGCGCGGAGACGCUCUCAAACUCUAUUGGCAAUAAUGUAGAUGAUAUCUCUUUCAUAAAUUCAGUCUUCGCGACAUUGUGCAUGUGAUUUGUACAAAUCCAGCCUUCUUUUAGGUUAAGAACAUAAAACUCGGCUUCAAAGAUAACGCUCUGCAUUGUACAGAUGAGACAUAUAUAAGAUGUAUUACUAAGAUCUCCGCGAACAAUUCGUCGCAAGCCAAAUCGGUUACCGAUCCGUAAAUGUAUGUGCAUACGCGAUUACAUAAAACUUGAUGUACAUACAUUCCGCCUUUUUCAUACGCGGUAUUUUAUUAAAAAAAAAAAAAAAAAAAAAGGAGCAGAUAUUUUCUAUCUCCAAACUGUUACUUGUUAACGUUAUAUUUAAGCCUGUAUGGAGAAUUCUACAUGAUGUUCUAACAAAAAAAAGCGGAUGUGCGAAACAGAAAAAGAGAAAUCAUCGACUGAUUAUACGCGAUUUUGCGUCACGUAAACUUAUACUUUAUUUCUGCAAGUCUUACAUGCAUAAGUACAUUUAUUUGUAGAAUGUAGUUAUGCAUAAGAUCACUAGUUAAGGAACGCGAUACUUUGGUUUACAUGUACUUUUCUAUUAUGCAAUAAAUAUUUUGAUAUUUAUAA